AUGUCCAUCAGAUACACCCGCAGGGAGUGGAAGGAUCGCUUGAAUACGCAAGCCAGAAAGCAUUCACCUCGCAGCUAUAAUCCAAUUCGGAAUCGAGCUGGUGCAACUCAGUCCAGCCCGCGAUUGGAUUGCCCGUCGGUGUUCGUUCAUAGCCCAGGUACUGAGUCGAGCAAUACGACUGCCCACCAAUAUCACCUGAAGACUCAUGUCAUACAAUACGCCAAGUUCCACGUGAACUAUAUCAAGUUGUUCCGAACGCGGACCGCACAUGACAAAGAAGAGGACUCAUGA
Molecule: messenger RNA, 291 nt
Organism: Penicillium concentricum
Lineage: Eukaryota; Fungi; Ascomycota; Eurotiomycetes; Eurotiales; Aspergillaceae
Exons: 2
Coding region: 1-291 (96 amino acids)
Source: RefSeq, a predicted model, not a curated record